Messenger RNA from Ilex paraguariensis (yerba mate), 2343 nucleotides. The record is from the annotation of a GenBank genome assembly. NCBI's taxonomy places the organism in Eukaryota, Viridiplantae, Streptophyta, Magnoliopsida, Aquifoliales, Aquifoliaceae.
AUGGAGUUUUUCUAUUACAUGGUGUUCGGUGCUCUUGGGGUCGUAGUGGCAGCUGUAGAGCUAAGCAAGUCUAACAAGGAUCGCAUCAACACUCCUCAGGCUUUCAAUUCCUUCAAGAAUAAUUACAUUCUCGUCUACUCUCUCAUGAUGGCUGGUGAUUGGUUGCAGGGUCCUUAUGUCUACUACCUUUACACGACAUAUGGCUUCGGGAAAGGAGAGAUUGGACAGCUCUUUAUUGCAGGAUUUGGAUCUUCCAUGUUGUUUGGGACGAUUGUUGGAUCUCUAGCUGACAAACAGGGUCGAAAGAGGGCAUGUGUGACUUACUGCAUUACUUACAUAUUGAGCUGUAUUACCAAGCAUUCUCCGCAGUACAAAGUUUUGAUGUUGGGUCGUGUUUUGGGUGGUAUUGCCACUUCUCUACUAUGUUCAGCUUUUGAAUCAUGGCUUGUGGCUGAGCACAACAAGAGGGGAUUUGAUCAACAAUGGCUCUCCAUAACAUUCUCCAAGGCAAUAUUUAUUGGCAAUGGUCUGGUCGCUAUAGUGUCUGGAUUGUUUGGAAAUCUGCUAGUUGAUACCUUGAGUCUUGGCCCCGUGUCACCCUUUGAUGCUGCCUCAUGCUUUCUUGCUAUUGGAAUGGCCGUUAUACUAUCAUCAUGGAGUGAGAACUAUGGAGACCCUUCAGAGAGCAAGGACUUGCUUACCCAGUUCAAGGGUGCUGCUGUGGCCAUUGCUUCAGAUGAGAAGAUUGCAUUGCUGGGUGCGAUACAGUCCCUGUUUGAAGGGUCAAUGUACACCUUUGUGUUCCUCUGGACACCUGCGUUGAGUCCAAAUGAGGAAGACAUUCCCCACGGUUUUAUUUUUGCAACUUUUAUGUUGGCUUCAAUGUUGGGAAGCUCUGUUGCAUCUCGGCUGAUGGCCCGCACAUCACCUAGAGUUGAAAGCUACAUGCAGAUUGUUUUUGUGGUUUCUGCUGCCACUCUCCUGCUUCCUAUUGUGACGAGUUUUUUGGUAGCUCCUUCUAAGGUGAAAGGUGGAAGCAUCUCAUUUGCAGGUUGUAUCCAGCUUAUGGGCUUCUGUACCUUUGAGGCUUGUGUGGGUAUAUUCUGGCCUUCCAUUAUGAAGAUGAGGUCACAAUACAUUCCCGAGGAGGCUAGGAGCACCAUCAUGAACUUUUUCCGCAUUCCUCUCAACAUCUUUGUGUGCGUCGUGCUAUACAAUAGGGGAUUUGAUCAACAAUGGCUCUCCAUAACAUUCUCCAAGGCAAUAUUUAUUGGCAAUGGUCUGGUCGCUAUAGUGUCUGGAUUGUUUGGAAAUCUGCUAGUUGAUACCUUGAGUCUUGGCCCCGUGUCACCCUUUGAUGCUGCCUCAUGCUUUCUUGCUAUUGGAAUGGCCGUUAUACUAUCAUCAUGGAGUGAGAACUAUGGAGACCCUUCAGAGAGCAAGGACUUGCUUACCCAGUUCAAGGGUGCUGCUGUGGCCAUUGCUUCUGGUAUAAGGGGAUUUGAUCAACAAUGGCUCUCCAUAACAUUCUCCAAGGCAAUAUUUAUUGGCAAUGGUCUGGUCGCUAUAGUGUCUGGAUUGUUUGGAAAUCUGCUAGUUGAUACCUUGAGUCUUGGCCCCGUGUCACCCUUUGAUGCUGCCUCAUGCUUUCUUGCUAUUGGAAUGGCCGUUAUACUAUCAUCAUGGAGUGAGAACUAUGGAGACCCUUCAGAGAGCAAGGACUUGCUUACCCAGUUCAAGGGUGCUGCUGUGGCCAUUGCUUCUGAUGAGAAGAUUGCAUUGCUGGGUGCGAUACAGUCCCUGUUUGAAGGGUCAAUGUACACCUUUGUGUUCCUCUGGACACCUGCGUUGAGUCCAAAUGAGGAAGACAUUCCCCACGGUUUUAUUUUUGCAACUUUUAUGUUGGCUUCAAUGUUGGGAAGCUCUGUUGCAUCUCGGCUGAUGGCCCGCACAUCACCUAGAGUUGAAAGCUACAUGCAGAUUGUUUUUGUGGUUUCUGCUGCCACUCUCCUGCUUCCUAUUGUGACGAGUUUUUUGGUAGCUCCUUCUAAGGUGAAAGGUGGAAGCAUCUCAUUUGCAGGUUGUAUCCAGCUUAUGGGCUUCUGUACCUUUGAGGCUUGUGUGGGUAUAUUCUGGCCUUCCAUUAUGAAGAUGAGGUCACAAUACAUUCCCGAGGAGGCUAGGAGCACCAUCAUGAACUUUUUCCGCAUUCCUCUCAACAUCUUUGUGUGCGUCGUGCUAUACAAUAGGCGACUCUUGGUGAUUGCUGAUAAGUCAAAGACAGAAGAUUGGACAGCAUCGAAGGAAAAGGACCCUGAGGCUGAGCCACUGAACAAUGAUUGA